Molecule: messenger RNA, 2160 nt
Organism: Ophidiomyces ophidiicola
Lineage: Eukaryota; Fungi; Ascomycota; Eurotiomycetes; Onygenales; Onygenaceae
Exons: 2
Coding region: 1-2160 (719 amino acids)
Molecular function (GO): protein binding
Source: RefSeq, a predicted model, not a curated record
AUGAGUCCUGGCGACCACCUCUCUCCGUCGCAGCGUGUCGAGCACUUCGAUGGAGAAGUUCCGCCGGCUCUCUCGCCCUUGGACGCCUUUGCGGCCCAGGGACGACUGCUGGCGAAGCAGUUCGAUGAAUCCAGGAAAGCUGGCCGCCGCAUGAGCCGCAUCCCGCCCGCAAGCGUUGCCCGAUCGCUAUCCCGCCCUCGCCCAGGCUACUUUCGCUCCGCCUCUCACGACGAACCUCGCGAGUUCCCACGAACCCCGAUCAGCCCGGCCUUUCGCGAUCGAAAUCCAGAGGUGGAGGAGCCUAGGUUUAGGCCAAAGUCCCAGCACCCACGCCUGAGCGGUGUUCAGAGAGACUAUGAUGGUGUUGGCUUGAAGCCGUGGGAAAACCUCCUUGGGAGCCGUUCGGGCUCAGAGGAGAAUAUUGCUGGAUCGCCAGACGACGAGAAUUCUGCCCGCAAUGCUAUCGCAGGAGUACAGAAGUUGCGGUCUCCUGGAGCUGGAGCCAAAGCUCGACGAGGGCCCAUUCAGAACUCCCCAUCGAAAUCGAAACCAAAUACCCUUGCGCCCCCAAUCUAUCUGCCUAGAUCGACGAGCAGCCCGGGAGGCAUAUCGCUCCCAGAAAGCUCUGACGACGACUAUUAUGGAUACACCAGCUCCGCCGCUGGUUCUACAUUCUCCAAGCCAAGAAAGCUCUCCUCGAGCAGCGGCAUGUCGAUGCCUCAUUCACCAAUGUCGAACUUCACUCGUGCGCAGCCACGCUCGCCCUCACCAGCCCUGGAGCAAGCCGGCACCCCCAAUAUACUUCCACGGCCCUCCUUCAAUUUCUCCCGGCCGUUGAGUCGAUCUAGCACAAGUGUCUCACUUCCAUCCCCGCUAAGCCCAGAGAUGGGCCCGACGGGAGAGCGACAGCUUCAAGCGUUGACUCGUGAGAAUCGGCCUGCGCCUAUCAGUGUCCUAAAUCGCGCCGCUGAGAUGGAAGAUCUACCUCCCUCAGGAACAUACACGUACGCUACCUUUACUUUGCCGCGCGGACGAGGCGUCUCGAGAGAUUCGGUGAUAUUCUCCGGCCUCCAAACUCCGCAUUUCGAAUGGCAAGAGCCGCUCUUUGAAUCUCCACCACCCAGCGUGUUCCGGGAGGACAUUGGCCGAACGCCCUCUCCGCCGCCUCCACCCAGGCAAAUUAUCCAGCCGACCCUAAAGAUCCAGAAGGCUCCCUCGAUAAAAUCAUCUGCAGCACAGGAGCUCAUACAAGAUGUGCAAGCCCCAGCAAUGCCACCGCGACACUCAUUUGACGAUGUGACCCAAGAGGUUCUGACAGUAAAAUCGCCAGGAAAUAACAACAGUAGCAAAUUAAAAGCCAAGACCGUGGACCAGGAUGAUGCCAAAUCUACUUCUGCAAACAGCGGAAGCACUAUCAGACCGCAUACAGGCCACAAACGGGGUAACUCUAACCUCAGUGAUACUGGCCCCUCUCAGUUGACAGCAGAAGAACAUGUUGCUAAAGGUAUUGAGUGCCACGAGAACGGAUCGCUGAAGGAAUCAACGUAUUAUCUUCGACUCGCAGCACUCCAAAACCACCCCACGGGCAUGCUGAUGUACGCACUGGCGUGCCGACACGGAUGGGGCAUGCGGCCCAACCAGCAAGAAGGCGUCGAAUGGCUGCGCAAGGCAGUGAAUUCCGUCGCCGACAUCACGCAAGAGCCCACGACGACGACGCUGAAACCCACAGGGAAAGCGUUAAUAGAGCAAAAGGCCCGCCAGGCGCAGUUUGCGCUGAGCAUCUACGAGCUGGGCGUCAGCCAUCUUAAUGGAUGGGGCGUCGACCAGGAUAAAACUCUGGCUCGACGGUGUUUUGAGAUUGCCGGUCAGUGGGGGGACGCCGAUGCCCUUGCGGAAGCGGGAUAUUGCUAUGUUGAGGGUAUCGGAUGCAAAAAAGAUCUGAAGAAGGCGGCCAAGUAUUAUCGAAUGGCGGAGGCGAAGGGGAUGAGUAUGGUUGGGAAUAGCUGGAUAUACAAAGAUAAAUACAAGAGUGACGACGAAUCGGUACCACGCAACAAGAGUGUGAAGUCGGCGGCGGGCUCGGAGAAGAAGUCGCCACGAAGUAAAUCUCGAACUCGAUCUAUCUUUGGCCGAAAGAAGUCGAGUGCUCACGACGGUUAA